AUGAGUUCUCCAACGGAAACUGGACUUGAGAUUUCCGAUGAUUCAUGUGGCUCGCCACAGAAUUCCAACUCGUUUGAAGAAAUCUCAUCAGAACACAACGCCUCAUCUUCCCCUGUAACUCCAAACUCUGAAAGAAUACCUGUAGCUCUCAGCUUUGGUAGUGGCAGUUCCGAUGUCACUCCAAAUCAUGAUUCUGACUCUUCUUACUCCGAGUUAGACUCGGAAGCAGAGGCCUUUUACUCAUCUCUUAACCACCACCUGGUCUCACCAGGGAUAAUGGAGAAUCAUGAGUUAGCUGAGAAGCAAAUUAGCUAUGGAGAAUUGAUGAAAAGGUUUGUCCUAUGCGAGGAAGAGCUAAAGACUACAACUUUAAAGCUCCAAGAUUCUGAGCAAGAGAUUGAGAGACUAAAAGGUGAGGCUGAGAAGAAAAAAUCUGCUCUUCUGCUUGCUGAGACUCUGGAGGCUGAGCUUGAAACGAAGAACACGGACAUUGAGACUGAGAGAAGGCGAGUUUUCGAGCUGCAGAGACAGGUUUUUGAUUUGGAAGCUAAGCUCUUAGGCUCAAGUUUCAGUAAUGAGAAUCUAGUGAAGGAGCUUGAAGUGAAUAGAGAAAGCUUGGUUGUAUCGGAUGCUGAGAUAUUGAAGCUAGAGGAAAUGUUGAGUGACUGCCAGCAAAGUUUCUCUACUGAGAAAACAAAGCUGGAGACUGAUAUUGCUGGUUUGUUAGAGAAUCAGAUGUUUUUGGAAGCCCGUGUCAAAGAAGUCGAGUCACAUGGUGAGGUAUUGGAAUAUCAGAUUAGGCGUUCUGGUGCGGAGAAACUGGAGAUGCAGAGCAAAGAGGUUCAGUGGAAAGCUGAGCUCAAUGCAUUGAAGACGGACUUGGCCUCCAGAGACGACCAUAUCAAAGCGUUGAACAAAGAUUUUGACAAGCACAAGCUGAGAUACGACAUGUUAAUGGCAGAGAAAGAUGGAGUCUGUGCUGAAUUAGACAAUGUGAAAGCAGAGAUGAGAUCAAGAGACAUCCAGAUCGAGCAAAUGGAGGAGCAACUUAACCGGAUGCGCUAUGAGCAGACCGAGCUUGUGUCGGAAUCAGGAAUUGCCAAGAACACUGUGGAGGAACUGAGAGCUAUGGCUAAGGAACUUGAAAAGCAAGCGGAGUUGCAGAGAAAAGUGAUAUCAGAAGGAGAGGAAGAGAAGCGAGAGGCGAUUCGACAGCUUUGUUUCUCUCUUGAUCAUUACAAAAGUGGAUAUAGACAGCUUUUGCGGCUUCUUUCGAGCAGCAACAAGCGACAACAAGCAACCAUGGUCGUGUGA
Messenger RNA from Microthlaspi erraticum, 1314 nucleotides. NCBI's taxonomy places the organism in Eukaryota, Viridiplantae, Streptophyta, Magnoliopsida, Brassicales, Brassicaceae. The record is from the annotation of a GenBank genome assembly.